ACUAAAUGGAUGCUCUUUUCAGCACACAGCUGGAAUUCUUGGUGGUGGGCAUGCUGUCAAAAUUCUUGGAUGGGGUGUAGACCAAGGAGUGCCGUAUUGGUUGGUUGCCAAUUCUUGGAACACCGACUGGGGUGAAGAUGCAUAUAAACGUCAGUUUUUAGGAAAGCGAGCUUAUGCAGUUGACAGUGAUGCGGAAUCUAUUCAAAAGGAAAUCAUGACUUUCGGUCCGGUUGAGGCUGCUUUUGAAGUUUAUACCGACUUCCUAAACUAUGCUGGUGGAAUUUACAAAGUAUGUUUUUCUUUAAAGUUUAGGUUCUUUUUAUUUCUGCGCGCAAUCAAACUUCCUUUUGGAAAAGUGGUAUGCAGUAUACAUAAGACUGCAACAGAAAUGAAUAUUGCUAAGGACACAGUGCUGUCUUUACUGGCAACAGAACUAACCGGCAAGUAAUA
Molecule: messenger RNA, 450 nt
Organism: Gongylonema pulchrum
Lineage: Eukaryota; Metazoa; Nematoda; Chromadorea; Rhabditida; Gongylonematidae
Source: the annotation of a GenBank genome assembly